AUGGUUAUUGGUAAGGAAUGUGUAUGUCCAUUGUGUCCUCAAGCUGUUUCACCUGAUCAGGAACAAGCCUCACGUACAACACAUGAACCAAAGAGUUUGAAUGAAAUUAUAGAGAUACAACAACAACAGGAUCAGCAUCACAGCAGAAAUUUAAUUUUCGAAUCGGAAGAGAUGAAGCAAAUUGAUAAUGAUUGUUCGAAAGAAUGUCUCUAUGGUGGUAGAAGGAUGCAAGAUUCAAUUGAUUCGGUUGGAAAGUGUGAAUGCUAUUGUGGAAAGAAUGAAAUGACACCAGAGAAUCAACCAAUUUAUCCUUGUCAUGAGAUUUGUCAUAACAAAUUUAUUGUGGAAAUUGAGAGGAAUCAACAUGGAUGCCAAAGUGGAUGUGUCUGUUCAAAGAAUAUUGCUUUUGGUAAUGAUUUUAUCAAGCUAAAAUUGGAUAUUAGGUCAAUGGAGGAUAAUUGCAAGUUUUUGGAAAAGUCUAUCAGGAAGAUGAGUGAACAUGAGUGUGAUGAACAAUGUGGAAAGGAUAUUGGUGGGCAACUUGUACCUUAUCUUGUAGUUUUGGGAGAGAGAUCAUUAACAUGCUCUAAUACAAAGUAUUGUAAAUGUAAUAAUCGCUCUGAUACUCAUAAUGGAAUGAGAGUGAAUUCAAAUCAGAGUCAAUGUCAAAGAGAGUGUAAUCAUAUUGUAUCUCAUGUGGAAUAUUCUUUUUCAAAUGAUUUGAAAUGUCACUGUAAAUAA
Molecule: messenger RNA, 741 nt
Organism: Naegleria gruberi
Lineage: Eukaryota; Heterolobosea; Eutetramitea; Acrasida; Naegleriidae
Exons: 1
Coding region: 1-741 (246 amino acids)
Source: RefSeq, a predicted model, not a curated record